GCUCUAUACUACCCCAAUUGAGGCUCCAGUUGGGCUUCAAUUGGGAGUGUUGGUAGAACUGCGUCACUCCCCCCAUUUCGAUAAAAAGUUCUUCUCCAAUCUUUAUAUAGCCUUUCUUCCCAAUUUUCAAUGAAUAUCUUCUCAAAGUUAUGAUUAUUGAAGAUAGUUGCAAAGUCUAAUUUGUUUUCGAUGCUAGAAAUCUAUAUCAUAUGUUCACUUCCUUCUAUGAUUAUUUGUUAACUAUUCUUGUUUGCAUACUAAUUGGGCUUAUUCUAUUGUUCAUUUCAAGAGUAUUUGGUGAGUGAUUAUGGCUAAAGACUUGGACAAUUAGCUAGGUUUAUGAGGUACCUCAUCUUUAUUUUUUAUUUGUUAUCAUUAGACUUAGACCAUGUUUAUUAGUUGAAUAUUUUUUUAUGAAUUGUGGACAAUUACUAGUGGUUAUAUUGUAAGCCAAAUGAUGCAUCUGAUUUAUGGUUUAAAUGUUAUUUAGUUUGAAAGUUUUUUUUCUUACGAUUUUAGAACAAUAUGAAUUCAGUGAAAUUUUUAGAAUGUAUGUAUUAAACCCACCCAACUCACCCACAGCCACAGGUACAUGAAUGAGUGAGUGUGAGUCGUUUUAGGAAAACAUCUCACGUAGGAAGUGGUUCCAAACCAAUCCGAAUCCGCAAAAGACCACCCACUGCUCACCCCUACUAUUAAGCAUCUCAUUAAAUUAGCUUUAAAAUCAACUACUACUUUUCAAAAAAGUGAAAAACAUAAGUUGGAGUCUUUUCUUCCAAUCUCCAAAUUUCAUACAAUUUUCCAGUAUUAUUUCAAAAUAAAAUGAAAAAUGGAACUCAUACUAACUCUCAAUAAAUUUAUUACACUUCAUUUAGGGAAAAAGGAAAACAAUCAACUCACAAGCUGUUAGAUAAAUUAAUAAUGAGUUUGUUAUACUAUAAUUUGUGGCAAGUCCAAAUAAAUCUUUCUUGGAAUUUGGUGGAGUUUCUCGUAGACGUUAAAGUUAAUCAGAUCCAUUAUAUUAACACAUUUAGUUGAUCUCAAAAUUGGAUAGACAACCUGCAUCAACAAAUUAGUUCGACCCAUUUGUGCAUUAUUAAGUAAUGUUAUUGCUUGAUAUAUAGUGAAUGGUAAGUUAUGAACGAGUAAUAUAAUAUUACUUUGAAAUUUACCACAAAUAAUCGUAGAUACUCUUGUAGUAAUAAUAAAUACAAAUAAGAUAACAAUAAUCUCAGAGGGUAUAGACUAUAGAGUAUAGACACUACAGUCUACAGCUGUGGGAUAGUCAGAUUCAGAGCCCGCCAUCCAUCCGUGCAUACAAAAUACAACAACAAUAACAAUAACAAUAAUAAUAAUAAUAAUAAUAAUAACAAAAAAGUAACUUAAUACAGAGAUCUCAUCCCGACCCACCUCCAACCAAAUUAACCAAAACCAACAAAACCACAAAUGAAAGGAAAAGUAAAUAAAAGAAGAAAAAAAAAAAAAAAAAGGUAGUAAUCAAUAAAAACCAAGCAGCGCACCACUCUUAUCCCCUUCCUUCCUUCUCCUCCGUUCUUCCCUCUUCCAUCCCUCCACCGCCAAGCUUUCAGCCUCCAAUCUGUUGCAGCGCAAUAAGAGCUCGGAAGCAGGGUAAAAAAGAGCCCAAAACCAUGAUCAAGAUAUCCGCCAAACCCAUAUCAAGCCCGGGUCGGGCGGAGAAGUACUACCCGCCGCCAUUGAUGAGGUUCCUGAGAAGCAAUGUGGGGAACAAGAGCCGCGGCAGGUCUCGCUCCAGCCCCUUGUUCGUGAGGAAGAGGAACGCAGCCACCGCUAUUGAAGCUCCCGAGCCCUCUUCCCCCAAAGUCACCUGCAUGGGUCAGGUUCGGGUCAGGCGGCAGACCAAGAAGAAACGCCUCCGGGGCUCCGAUUGCAAGCGCCGCAACUGGAUCCCGGACGCCCUCUUCUUCUCCUGCUGCCACGGCGGUAGUUGUAGUAGCCUACGAGGGAAAACGAAGAAGAAGAAGAAGCCCCGUGGCCGCGGGUGCUUCCGCCUCCCGGCCUGGCCCAAGUGGACCCGGUUCUUCCGGGUCGGGUCAAACCGGAAGUCCGAAAUCCGCGAGGACCCGGAUUUGGGAAGCUCCUUGGAGGAAGAGGAGGAGGAGGGAGAGGCGAGGUCAGUGGGCGCCGCCAAGGUGUUCGCCUGUUCAUCGCCGGUGAAUUCGCCGCCGAGGAACGCGCUGAUACUGAUUCGGAGCAGAUCUGCGCCGUACAGGUCGUCGUCUCUGGCGAGCCGGUUUUGGGGGUCGCCGGUCGGGAGCGAGGAAGAAACGGAGGAGCGGAAACAGAGCACGGAGCAAGACUCGAGCCUGACAUCGAAGAGGGAAUCUUCUUCUUUCGAGGAGGAAUCCGACAAGGAAUCGAGGCUGGAUCCGGAAAACGAAGAGACCACGUUGGGGGUUUUCAAGGAUUUCGAAGGCUCUGUGGAGUCGGUGGUCAAAGAAAGAUUAACGGAGCAAACAGCCGCAACGAAGCUUGAAGAGGAAGAAGAGAAAGUGGGGGAAUACGCCGAGAUGAUAACGUCGCCGCGGGGGCCGGUUGUGCUGACGAGGUGUAAAUCCGAGCCGGCGAGAAUCACCGGCGAGAAGCUGGAUCCGGAGGAUGCGGCUUAUGCCAUUGCUGUGCUCAAUCGCCAUGGACUUCGGUGUGAUCGGAUGAGUUGAUCUUGAUCUUGUUGCUACUCUGUUUGGUUCAGAAGCGAGAGAGAUUUUGGAUAUUUUAGUUCAUGGAUCAAGUGUUCGGUCCCUUCGGAUGGUUGAUUUCACUAAGUGUUUUGCUCUUAUUUAAUGUAUCUCUCAAGCACGGUUUGUGUCAACCGUUUGCUCUGAAGUGCCUUUGUUUGGUUGUGAUUCCAUUGUUGUUCAUUUUCCCUCUCUGUAAUCGAUCAUUCAUAGUGCAAUGCAAGAUUUUCCAUUGUAAAAAAAAAAACCCUGGAAGAUCUCCAAAGGUUCAACGACGAUUGAGAGAGAUUUAUUUCCAGAGGAUGAAAUGGCUUACAGGAUUUUUGUUCGUUUCAAGAGAAUCUGUUGAUGUGUAACUGUUCUGAAGUUCUUAGUAUCCUUCGAACUCUGCUAUUACUCCCGGUUUGGAUGGGAUAGUUGCAUCUCCUAUCGUCUGGGUGGGAGACUGGGAGGACAUAUGAAGACAACUUCACCUCCUUUGCUAUUGUUAUUAUUUCCUAUGAAACUAGUUGAGGGAAGCAUUGGAGGAAAUGAUCAUCAUAAGUCCUUCGUUGAAGAUGAAGGACUUAAAUGGUUCGAAGGAUUCACACUAGAGAGGACCACAUCAACAUAUUCUCUCAAAGGUUAGAUCUCUAAAGCUUUCACACUGCCUGUUUCCCGAUGAUACAUUGAUUUUUGAGGAAACCUAUGCGUGGGAGGCAACAAAGAUUAUGAAUAUCAUCAACGACUACAGUCACAUAACGGAACAAGAGGUGAACAUGGAGAAGUCCUCUGUUUUGUUUCGUAAAAAAGCAUCCUAGAUAUCAUCAGAAGCCAAAUUAUACUUGGAUUCCCACUUGCGAUUAAUCUUGAAAUAUACUUGGGGUGUUCCAACUAGGGAUGGCAAUGGGGCGGGUUUGGGGCGGGUUUGCUUAAACCAUCCCCAUACCCAUCUUCAAAUACCCAAACCCAUACCCGCCCCAUACCCAUGCGGGGGAAUGUUUUGCAAACCCAUCCCCAUACCCGUGGGUUUCGGGUACCCAUGGGUAAUACCCAUACCCGUACAUCCAACAUUAUUAUACCUUAAACUUACAAGAAAAGUUCUAAUUAUAAUUCUAAACGAACAUAUUAUAUCAUGAAGUCAAUAAAACACGGUCAUUUUUUUUAAUAUGGUUCAAAGAUUAUGAUCCUAAAAUAUCCAUUAAUACAUAAUAUAGAGUAUAAUAUUUUUCAAAUUUUUAUGUUCUAACUCUGAUACAUCUACUAAGUAAUAAUUAACUAACAUAAUUUUGUUGACAAGGGGGAAAGUGAAAGAGUGAAAUGAGGAUUGAGAGAAAUGAAUUAGAUUUUGAUUA
Linum trigynum is the source of this 4051-nucleotide messenger RNA. The record is from the annotation of a GenBank genome assembly. Lineage: Eukaryota; Viridiplantae; Streptophyta; Magnoliopsida; Malpighiales; Linaceae.